This is a messenger RNA of Engraulis encrasicolus (European anchovy), 1762 nucleotides long. RefSeq names its product wingless-type MMTV integration site family, member 2Bb (gene wnt2bb). Gene Ontology annotation, cellular component: extracellular region. Lineage: Eukaryota; Metazoa; Chordata; Actinopteri; Clupeiformes; Engraulidae. Bases 364 to 1566 code for a protein of 400 amino acids. The record is from RefSeq and is a predicted model, not a curated record. Gene Ontology annotation, biological process: neuron differentiation; multicellular organism development; canonical Wnt signaling pathway. Gene Ontology annotation, molecular function: frizzled binding; cytokine activity. The transcript is spliced from 7 exons.
UAUAUAAAUUGGAGAGCGAGGGGAGAUCUAUAAAGUGUGCAGUUAGUGGGAUCGGUGUAACACGGUCCUGUAAGGGCAGAGAGCGCAGCGCUGCACAACCAUGAUCGAUUCUGUGGAAACCCUGCAUGUAGUGGCUCGCUGCUUUCAAAGAGCCGUUCAAAAACUUUUGAACGGUUUUUCAUUAUUUAUUCAGUGUUAAGAAGAUCGCAUUUUUAUUUUUUGACUCCACCACCUCUAGGUCAUUUAGACCAAAACAGCAACUGAUUACGCGCUUCAAAAUAGCAGCCUACAGUCUUCUAGGCUACUGUUCUCGAAUAAUCUUUCAAGUGGGUGACUACACUAGUAGGCGAAUUUUCUUUCAACAUGUUUGGCUUCAGCAAAGUCCAAAGCCAGAGCCGGACUGUGAGUAGUAGUAGUAGUGGGGCUACUGUGUAUGGCUCGCGGCUACGGAGACACCACUAUCCCACUGCACGCGCAUCCGCACCUGACGGCCCGCAGGCCAGCUCGCGCCUCUUCCUCGCCUUCAUCCUGCUGCUACUCACGCUCACGCCGCGCGUGGACUCCUCUUGGUGGUAUAUCGGUGCGUUGGGGGCGCGUGUGAUCUGUGACAACAUCCCUGGGCUGGUGAAUAAGCAGAGACAGCUCUGCCAGAAACAUCCAGAUAUCAUGCAGAGUAUUGGAGAAGGAACCAAGGAGUGGGUUCGGGAAUGCCAGCACCAGUUCCGCCACCACCGAUGGAACUGCUCGACUCUGGAGAGGGACCACACCGUCUUCGGACGCCUCAUGCUGCGCAGUAGUCGUGAGGCUGCGUUCGUGUACGCCAUCUCGUCGGCUGGGGUGGUGUACGCCAUAACGCGCGCCUGUAGCCAGGGCGACCUGAAGGCCUGCAACUGCGACCCACUGAAACGCGGCCGAGCCAGCGACGAGCAGGGAGAGUUCGACUGGGGAGGCUGCAGCGACAACAUCAACUACGGGAUCAAGUUUGCCAAGGAGUUCGUAGACGCCAAAGAGAGGUCCGUCAAGGACGCGCGUGCCCUCAUGAACUUACACAACAACCGCUGUGGACGCAUGGCGGUGAAGCGUUUCUUGCGUCUGGAGUGUAAGUGUCAUGGCGUGAGCGGCUCGUGCACUCUGCGUACGUGCUGGUUGGCCAUGUCGGACUUCCGCAAGACGGGCGACUUCCUGCGCCGCAAGUACAACGGCGCCGUGGAGGUGACGCUCAAUCAGGACGGAUCGGGAUUCACCACAGCCAAUCAGGACUUCCGGAAGGCCACCAAGAACGACCUGGUCUACUUCGAGAACUCGCCGGAUUACUGCUUGAUGAACAAGGCGGCAGGCUCACUGGGCACGGCAGGGCGUGUGUGUAACCGCUCGUCGCGGGGCACCGACGGCUGUGAGGUCAUGUGUUGUGGGCGGGGCUACGACACCACGCGCGUCAAGCGCGUCACCAAGUGCGAGUGCAAGUUCAAGUGGUGCUGCGCCGUGGAGUGCAAAGACUGCGAAGAGGCCGUGGACAUACACACCUGCAAAGCCCCCAAACGCACUGAGCGGCUCGACCAGACCUGAACUCUGUGUUAAUGUGUGUGUGUGUCUCUGUGUGUGUGUGUGUGUAUGUGUGUGUGUGUGUGUGUGUGUGUCUGCGCGUGUGUCUACUUACACACAUGUUCGGCCCCCAACCCUCCAAUCAGCUAUGGAUCUAAAAUCCAGCAAUAUAACCCAACAACCCAGCAAUAUAUCUCAACAACCCAACAAGAUAACCCAA